Messenger RNA from Corvus hawaiiensis (hawaiian crow), 1247 nucleotides. RefSeq lists its product as uncharacterized. The record is from RefSeq and is a predicted model, not a curated record. The coding region runs from base 146 to 1096 and encodes 316 amino acids. The transcript has 2 exons. Lineage: Eukaryota; Metazoa; Chordata; Aves; Passeriformes; Corvidae.
UUCCCGCUGGGUUCCCGAGUCUGUGGAGGUGCUGGGAUCUGUUGGGAUCGGCUGGGAUCGGCUGGGAUCCGCUGGGGUUGUGCCGGGAGCGUCCUGGCGCUCGGUGGGAGCCGGAAAUCCCGGUUUGGCCCGGGUUUCUGUGGGGAUGGGAGGCCUGGGUUGGCCUGUUAUCCCAAGUUAUCCGGGGUUGUUAUCCCAAGUUAUCCGGGGUUGUUAUCCCAAGUUAUCCAGGGUUGUUAUCCCAAAUUAUCCGGGGUUGUUAUCCCGAAUUAUCUGGGAUUGUUAUCCCCAGUUAUCCAGGGUUGUUAUCCUGAAUUAUCCGGGGUUGUUAUCCCGAAUUAUCUGGGAUUGUUAUCCCGAAUUAUCUGGGAUUGUUAUCCCCAGUUAUCCGGGGUUGUUAUCCCAAGUUAUCCGGGGUUGUUAUCCCAAAUUAUCCAGGGUUGUUAUCCCGAAUUAUCUGGGAUUGUUAUCCCAAGUUAUCCAGGGUUGUUAUCCCAAGUUAUCCGGGGUUGUUAUCCCGAAUUAUCUGGGAUUGUUAUCCCAAGUUAUCCAGGGUUGUUAUCCCGAGUUAUCCGGGGUUGUUAUCCUGAAUUAUCUGGGGUUGUUAUCCCAAGUUAUCUGGGGUUGUUAUCCCGAGUUAUCCGGGGUUGUUAUCCCGAAUUAUCUGGGGUUGUUAUCCCAAAUUAUCUGGGAUUGUUAUCCCAAGUUAUCCAGGGUUGUUAUCCCGAAUUAUCCGGGGUUGUUAUCCCGAAUUAUCUGGGAUUGUUAUCCCCAGUUAUCCGGGGUUGUUAUCCCGAAUUAUCCAGGGUUGUUAUCCCGAAUUAUCUGGGAUUGUUAUCCCGAAUUAUCUGGGAUUGUUAUCCCCAGUUAUCCAGGGUUGUUAUCCCCAGUUAUCCGGGGUUGUUAUCCCGAAUUAUCCAGGGUUGUUAUCCCGAAUUAUCUGGGAUUGUUAUCCCAAGUUAUCCAGGGUUGUUAUCCCAAGUUAUCCGGGGUUGUUAUCCUGAAUUAUCUGGGGUUGUUAUCCCAAGUUAUCUGGGGUUGUUAUCCCGAGUUAUCCGGGGUUGUUAUCCCGAAUUAUCUGGGGUUGUUAUCCUGAAUUAUCCGGGGUUGUUAUCCCGAAUUAUCUGGGGUUGUUAUCCCGAGUUAUCCGGGGUUGGUAUCCCAAAUUAUCCGGGGUUGUUAUCCCAUAUUUUCCCUCCUUGUCCCGGGUUGUUAUCCCAAAUUAUCCCGGGUUGUUAUCCCAUAUU